UGCUGGACUGAGGUGGGGGAGAUAGCUGCUAGGAGUCCGCCUGCGACUAUGGAGCAGUCAGUAAUUGCUGGAGACAGGGAGAGCUGGGGGUUGGGCUGAGGUAGCCAUGUAUAAAUAGUGUGAUCUCAAAUUGAAAGGCAUAAAUAACAGCAGGAGUGAUCUAACCCUAUACAGCCCAUCUUCUACGUGCAAAAACAGCGUGCGGAGGACGGCCACAUCUCCGACUGAAAACAAGUGGAUCUCUGUGGAUAAGAUCACCGGGCAGCCAUGGAAGAACUUACGGCUUUUGUAUCCAAAUCUUUUGACCAGAAAAGCAAAGACAGCAGCAGCGGCAGUGGCAGCAGCAACAAGAAGGAGACGAUCACGUACAGGGAAGUUUUGGAGAGUGGGUUGGCUCGCUCUAGGGAGCUUGGAAACUCUGACUCUAACCUGCAGGACAUGACCGAGAGCAGCAACCAUUGCCCGGUGCAUCUUUUCAAAGACCACGUAGAGAGCGACAAGGACAAACUGAAGGAGUUCAGCACGGGCAGGACGGCGGAAGGGAUCUACGAGUGCAAAGAGAAGAGGGAAGAUGUGAAGUCAGAAGAUGAAGAUGGACAGACCAAGCUCAAACAAAGGAGAAGCAGAACCAAUUUCACACUAGAGCAGCUGAAUGAGCUGGAAAGACUUUUUGAUGAGACUCACUAUCCGGAUGCCUUCAUGAGGGAGGAACUAAGCCAGAGGCUGGGACUGUCUGAAGCUAGGGUUCAGGUCUGGUUCCAGAACAGGAGAGCAAAGUGCCGAAAGCAGGAGAACCAGAUGCACAAAGGUGUGAUCCUGGGAACCGCCAGCCAUUUAGACGCCUGCAGAGUGGCCCCCUAUGUGAAUAUGGGAGCCCUGAGGAUGCCUUUCCAACAGGUCCAGGCGCAGCUGCAGCUGGAGGGCGUGGCCCACGCGCACCCGCACCUGCACCCGCACCUGGCGGCCCACGCGCCCUACCUGAUGUUCCCGCCGCCGCCCUUCGGGCUGCCCAUCGCCUCCCUGGCGGAGUCCGCCUCCGCCGCCGCCGUGGUGGCGGCCGCCGCCAAGAGCAACAGCAAGAACUCCAGCAUCGCCGACCUGCGGCUGAAGGCCCGGAAGCACGCCGAGGCCCUGGGGCUCUGACACGCUUCGGCCGAGCCCCCCGACCCCGCCCCGGGUGCCCGCGGCGGGCGUGUGUGUGACCCGCACGGACCGCCGCUCCGCAACCCCCAGCCCCGCUCCUCAUCCCCCUCCUCCCCGGCCGCAGGGCGAGCAGCGGGCGCUCCGGGCCGCCCUGCCGCCUCCCCUCUCUCUCUUUUUUCUUUAUUUUUGUUUGUUUGUUUUUUAUUUUUUUAUUAUUAUUAUUAUUUCUUUCCCCUUUCCCAAGGUCUGCGAGCGCUCGGCGGCUGCCCUCCCCCGCCGCUUUCCUCGCCCUCUCGCCCCAGGGACCCGGCGGCCGGGGGGGCCGGGCGAAGAGGCGGGCCCCGGAGGCCGGUGGCGGCCGGUGGCGCUGCGUGGCGCGGCGGGGACCCCCGGCCCGGCUCCCGCCUCGGGCGCGCGCGCACACACGCACGCACGCAGUAAACAUGCACCCACCGGUCGGAGGCUCCGCGGAGGAUAAAGUAGGUGGGAGGAGAGAGAGCAAGGAGAGUUAAAAAAAUUACACAAAAAGGAGGAGAAAAAAAAAAAAAAAAGGAAACGAUCUCUAAAUUAUGUUAAUCUGUGAACAUUGGGGACACUUUGGAUUUUUCUGACCCUGGCAAAAGUGAUUGCUCCAGCAUAACGUCAUCUGCUGCUGUCAGUUUUGCUACCUUGUGCAUGUGUCUAACUAAACACAUUUUGAAGAUCAGAAAUAUAUUAGAACGAAACUAAACAAAACAAAUAGUAAUAAUAAUAAAUAAUAAAUCCUUGGGGCUGGUCUCCAUUAAAGAUGACAUUUCUUUGUUGCCAACAGUAUUAUUUCACUGCCAUGAAUCUCUUCCAUCACUGAGGAGCUGCUGCUGCAGAACUGGUUUGAAUUUAAAUGUGGAAUUUCAGAUCUGAGGCAAGGCAGUUUUGGUUUUUUUUCUUUUCUUUCAUAAAAAAAAAAAAAAGCAGCAAUAACAGAAAAUGUGUGUCUCAAAUGGCUAUGUCCUUCAAAAGGAGAAAAAGAGAGAGACUAGAAUUUACUAAUUGUUAGUGAUGACUUGAAAGAUGGGAACAAUAAGAAAUGCACCUGUUUUGCCAGAAUCACCUGAACUCAAUGAGAUGCAUUGUGCCAUAGAAACAGGUCAAUUUUUCAUAUUUUUGUUUCUCUAAAAUGUCUGGAUCUUUGACUCAAAAUCUCGCUGUUUUACAGGAUGUAGAAAGAAUGACUUAUACAACAAAGAUGGACAUAUGGUUUUAAGUCAUAAUACUGAUGCAGCAUUAAUUUUAGUGAAAUGCAAUUAAGUGCAGUAAAGUGCAAUACUGUAAAUAUUAUAGAUUAAAAAAAAAUAGCCGUACUUAUUCUGUUAAUAACCGAUUCUGCAAGAACCAUAACUUAAGUCCUUUAUGCUCAGACUGGUGCAUUGCAGCUCCUUGCCAGAGUGACAGUCUGAGUCUUCUAUGAAUGGGUAAAGUUAUAUGUAUCACAUAUGGGAAAAGGUAGAUGCCAUGAUUUCUAGUUGAGUUAAUGUGCCAUGUUUCUGGGCAGUAAGCUGAAAAGUCUGGUCUGUAUGACACUUUCACAGUCAUUGUAAGUAUAAAAAAAAAAAAAGAAAAAAAAAAAAAGCAAACAACCAACCCACGGAAGUGUUUUGUAGAGGUGGACAAGUUCAAUAUUUGGCUGUUUAAUUUUUGCCUGUGAUUUAGAUACCAAGUCUUAAGCCAAUGCUUAAGCGAAGUCACUACUAUAAAUCCAGAAAGGAUGAAGAGUAGGGAAAUAAUUUAAAUUGUAUUACCAAAGUGUCUGGGUUUACUUCUUAUGCUAUUCACUUCUAAUUAGUUUUUUUCUUUGUUGGUUUUUGGUUUUUUUUUUUACUUUUUGGUGGGGAGGAGAGAGGAGGGUACAAAUAUUGGUCUUGUCUACAUCUAACAGGAUAGCUAUUUGUUGCCUUUGUUACCAAGGCCUGUGCAGAUGGAAGGUUUUCCUCUCAAUAGUUACCAUUAUUAAACCUGCUUUUUAUGUGUCGUUUAGCAAUCCA
Falco peregrinus (peregrine falcon) is the source of this 3164-nucleotide messenger RNA. RefSeq names its product short stature homeobox (gene SHOX). The coding region runs from base 268 to 1143 and encodes 291 amino acids. NCBI's taxonomy places the organism in Eukaryota, Metazoa, Chordata, Aves, Falconiformes, Falconidae. The record is from RefSeq and is a predicted model, not a curated record. Gene Ontology annotation, cellular component: nucleus. Gene Ontology annotation, molecular function: DNA-binding transcription factor activity, RNA polymerase II-specific; sequence-specific double-stranded DNA binding. The transcript has 5 exons. Gene Ontology annotation, biological process: regulation of transcription by RNA polymerase II.